Messenger RNA from Dendronephthya gigantea, 2480 nucleotides. Its product is annotated as WD repeat-containing and planar cell polarity effector protein fritz homolog. The record is from RefSeq and is a predicted model, not a curated record. Gene Ontology annotation, molecular function: protein binding. NCBI's taxonomy places the organism in Eukaryota, Metazoa, Cnidaria, Anthozoa, Malacalcyonacea, Nephtheidae. The transcript is spliced from 21 exons. Gene Ontology annotation, biological process: cilium organization; nervous system development; establishment of protein localization. Gene Ontology annotation, cellular component: axonemal basal plate. Bases 273 to 2435 code for a protein of 720 amino acids.
UUAAAAGGAUCGGAUAUGAAGUGAGCGAAAAUGAAAUGGGUCAUUGAUUUUGUCGAUUAUUUCUGUCUCAAAGCAACAAAUGUAAACAUGAAUUAUAAAAUACGGUAGUUUCAUGUGUCAAUUGUGUUAUUAAUCAUUUAUGUCCUCAAACGCCAUUCUAUACCAAAUUAAAAAUGAUCAUCAAUUACAUUGCUCAGUCUACCAAUACGACUGUUUUUUCCUUGUACCUUUCGCCUUGAUAAAGUACAAUAAUGAACUAGAAUAAUUGUCAAAUGGCUGCAACUUUAUGGGCGCAUCUGCAUGCGUGGUCCCUCAGAAGACUUGUGGUGAAAAAUUACGAUCUUGGCGUUCAUGUCUACCACGACAAAACAACAGGAGUCAAAGAUGAUAUGUACAGCCUCAGCAGGCAGAAAUGGGAAGAAAGUCGUGGAGUUCUGUGGACUUUGAGAAACAAAAGACCAGAACGAUUAAAAGACUGCUUAACUGAAGUUGAGGAUCUGAUUCAAGCUUUUCAAAUUGUGCAAGUCAAUUGGAUCAGUGCAAGAUUUGUGCAGAUUUUGUUAAGUAAUUGUGCUUUGGUAUCGUUCAUGGUUGCCAAGAACUCUGGUGAUGUUGAGAAAAUAUUUAUUGAUAAAUCCCUUUGUGGGAAAAUAACAGACAAAAUUGAUGCUGGUAUUUGGGCAGAAGACUUCAUGUUGCUGUCAUUUUGUGAUAAACCCAAACUCUGCUGUAUCAACUUUGCUCGAAAUCUUCCUACUGAUUUCAGAAGGCUUGAAAAAUUAGUAGCAUUGGAUAUGAAAGCUACUUUCAUUGACCUUCCUGGUCAGUCGGGAAGAAGGCUGAAUCGUUGCCUUAGUUUGAACACAAGAAAAGACAUGGUGUCUGUUUGGUGGUCGUUAGCAAGCGAGGAAGCGUGGCCUUGGUCCCCUGUUGCUGGGGACAGAGCAAGAGCUAAUGUGGUUAUCGUUAGAGUGAAAGGGGGGAAAUUUGAUGAUUUGGCGUAUCUACGUACAGAUUGUGACCCCAUAUAUGUUUCAUUUAGUUCUCAAAAUCCUAAUCAUAUUCUGACAAUUGAAUCGACUCCAAAGAAUGAAGGAGAUCACACUGUUGAUAGCUGUGUCUAUGAAUUUAACAAAAAUGCUGUAAAAAGAGAUAGUGCUGUAUCUAUUCCACUAAAAGCUGCAGUGACCUGUUUAGCCUGGAAUAAAGCAGAGGAUAAACUUUUGAUGGGAUGUAAAGACAAGACCUUGAUUUUGUACGACUGCCAUAGGCUAGUGACACAAAUCAGAAAUAUACGUUUUAUUCCAUCAAGAGUAUCCUGGCAUCCAGCAGGUUCUGUUAUUUUCAUCUUCAGUUCCCAAGGUGAUAUUCAGGUAUUUGACAUGGCCUUGGCUCCCCUACGGUUCCAACUUGCUACAGAGAGGCCAUCUUCAGACUCACAAGUCUUUAUGUUUCAAAUGUCAGAAUAUUUUAGAGGUAUCAAACUAUCUCAUGCAGAAUGGUCAUGUGAUAGUCCUCUCAACUCAGUAAUGGAUGGCGAUGUCUCAUGUAAUGAUAAUCUUUUCAUGGUGUUUCAAGAUGGAAGUUUGUUAUGUAACUUGAGGGUAGAGUUAGGAUCAUUGAGUCUUGGUCGUCUUGGUCCUCAAGAACUCAUUGAAGAAUACAUCAAACAUGAUCAAGCAGAACAGGCUGUGAAUUUUGUGAACAGUAUCAACUGGAAUGCUGAUGGAAAUUCUUGUUUUGUUUGUCUUUCUGCUGUUAUGAAUUAUUUAUUGAAGUCUCCUUUGACUGAUGACAGAGAAGUUCUACUGGAAGAGACACUUGGCUGUUUCUACACACCUUCCAGGCCUAUCAAUGACGUUGUUGUGCUUCAAUAUCGAGAUCCGUUAAGUCGGUAUUCAAGAAGAUUUUUCUACCAUUUAUUGAGGCACAAGAAGUUUCAGAAAGCAUUCAUGCUUGCUGUGGACAUUGGAGCUGGUGAUUUAUUUAUGGAUAUUCAUUUUGUUGCUUUGGAUGCAGGGAACAUUUCAUUAGCAGAGAAUGCUAAAAACAAAGCUCUAGAAAUUGACAGUGAACUUCUAUCAACUGACACGGACAGUUCCUCAGGUGUUGGAGAUGAUGCGUCCAUUGAUGAUCAAGAUUUCAGAAUUGAAAAUAGUUUUUUGAAUGAUCCAAGAGUGAAUAUAGCUUUGGGUAACCAGAAUGGCAUAAGGAAUGAUGGACAGGUUUUGGUGGAACAGACUGAAGCAACUUGGCAAGAGAGGAAUGCAGUUGACAGGACCGAUGAUGAAGCAGACUUACCAGAUGGUCAUCAAAGCAAUGCUGUUUUACCAAUUAAUACAAAUAUCACACAAAACCCAGAUGUUUGGGCACUCGCAAAUAAUAUUGACCUUGUAACCACAGAAAAUGAAGAUGAAGAUGUAAUAUAUCUGUAAAGUUUAUCCUAGCUCUGAAGAUUGACUGAGAAUGAUGCUGAAUCU